Molecule: messenger RNA, 2500 nt
Organism: Prunus avium (sweet cherry)
Lineage: Eukaryota; Viridiplantae; Streptophyta; Magnoliopsida; Rosales; Rosaceae
Product: protein indeterminate-domain 4, chloroplastic
Cellular component (GO): nucleus
Molecular function (GO): DNA-binding transcription factor activity
Source: RefSeq, a predicted model, not a curated record
AGAGAGAGAUGCGUAGCUAGUUAUCUAGGACAUGUAUGUAUGUGUGUUGUGUAUGUACAUGACAUGAAAUGAUUGAGAGAGGAACAAUAAGAGCGUUUUAGCAGAUCCGUUUUUAUUCAUUUUAAAAACAAGAUAGAUUGAUACAUAGAUAGCUAAGAGAGCAAGAAGAAGCUGGCCUGCACAUAUAUUCCGGAUUGACUCUGGUUCUUCUCUCUAUCUUCAUCAUUUCCGGAUUUUAGCUGUCGCCCCUCCCUUUCCCCGCACCCGCAGAUACUUAUUAAUUUCUUUCCUCCCUUGAUUUGUAUUUGUGGGUCGUAUUUCUCAAGCUACCUACCUGCCUAUCAAUUAAGGGACCUUCGACUCACAACUUUUAUUUUACUUAGCUUGCUAGGUUUGUAUGUCUAGAGUGUUCUGCUUAUAUUGUAGCUAUCACUUCACAAAUUUUCUUUGAGUUGCUCGAAACAAGAUCGGUGUUGAAUUAAGAAUAUUACUUGUUUUCUUCACCGCAUAUACAUGGCGGCUGCUUCUUCGUCAAUACCGUUUUUCGGAAGCACUAGUAGCAGAGAAGAAACCCAAAGCCAGAUGACGUCCACGCUACAACAGCAUUCCUCCGCAACGCCUUCCUCUAAUACUACAGCCGCAGCCGCAGCCCCACCCCCUCAAAAGAAAAGGAGAAAUCAACCUGGAAAUCCAAAUCCAGAUGCAGAGGUCAUCGCACUAUCUCCCAAGACGCUCAUGGCAACAAACAGGUUCAUAUGUGAGGUGUGCAACAAAGGGUUCCAAAGGGAGCAAAACCUUCAGCUUCACAGAAGAGGACACAAUCUGCCUUGGAAGCUCAAGCAGAAGACUACAAAAGAACCCAGACGCAAGGUCUACCUGUGCCCCGAGCCCACAUGCGUCCACCAUGACCCCUCUCGAGCUCUGGGCGACCUCACCGGCAUCAAAAAACACUUCUCUAGAAAACAUGGCGAGAAGAAAUGGAAGUGCGAGAAGUGCUCCAAGAGGUACGCCGUGCAAUCGGAUUGGAAGGCCCAUUCUAAGACUUGCGGCACUAGGGAAUACAGAUGCGAUUGUGGCACUCUCUUCUCAAGGCGCGACAGCUUUAUCACGCAUAGGGCAUUCUGCGAUGCACUUGCUCAGGAGAGUGCAAGGCAUCCUUCAAGCUUAAACACCAUGGGUGGUCAACUAUAUGGACACAACCACAUGAGCUUAGGCCUAUCCCAAAUUCCCUCACUUCAAAAUCAGACCCACCUGCCCAACAACAUGUUGAGGUUAGGAAAUGCUGGGGGUGCAAAAUUUGAGCAUCUAAUCACCCCAUCAAAUCCUUCUUCCUUCGGAUCACAAGCCAUGCCUAAUUCCUCCAAUUUCUUCAUGAGGGAUAUUGCUAACCAGCAAGGCUUUCAGGAUCAGCACCAAUUUCCCAGCAAGGCAGCAUUGCAUGGGCUAAUGCAACUCCCUGAUCUCCAAAGCAACGGUAACAACAACAACUCACCCUCAUCAACUAGUGCUGCAAAUCUCUUCAACCUGAGCUUCUUUUCUAACAACAGUACCAGCAGCAGCUUGACUCCACCUGAUCAUCAGUUUAGUGAUGGCAAUGGCGGUGGCCAAGGGUUUAGCAUGGGUGCUGCUGAUCAUCACAAUAUGGGGUCGGCUACUCUACCAUCUCUCUAUGGGAAUUCCAUGCAACAUGAAAGCAACAUUGCUCCACAUAUGUCUGCCACUGCUUUGCUUCAGAAAGCUGCCCAAAUGGGUUCAACUACAAGCACCGAAAGCUCGUCUCUGCUACGAGGGUUAGGCAAUUCAUCAACAAGAGCAGCUAAAUCCGGUAGGCAACUAGUUUCGGCACCCUCUACCGUUGGUGUCAGUUUUAGUGGCGAUCAUCACAGUAGUGGUGGCGAACAGCAACACUUAAGAUCAUCACAGCAGGUGGACAAUGAAAACCAUCUUCAAGGUUUGAUGAACUCUCUUGCCAAUGGGGGCUCUUCUGUUUUUGGAGGUGGAGGAGUGCAUGGGCAGGAUCAUAACAGCUUUGGUGGGUUUAGUAGUGGCAGUACUGGUACUAGGGUUAAUGCAAUGGAUCAACAGCAUAAUAACACAAAUUAUGAUGAGGCUAAGUUGCAUCAAAAUUUGGGUGUAAAUUUUGGAGGGUCUGAUAAAUUGACCUUGGAUUUUCUGGGAGUUGGAGGGAUGGUACGAAACAUGAGUGGUGGCCAUGGAUACUCACAGCGAGAUCAUCAUCAGCAACAUCAUGGCAUAAAUAUGAUUGGCACUUUAGACCCAGAGUUGAAGUCAGCGCAGGCAAGUCAACCCUUUGGAGGCACUGCACUGCAAUGAGCGUGCGUACAGUUGUGAUGAUGAGGUGAAAGCUAGCUAGAUCGAAGGAUUCCAAUUAAGUUCAUAUAGAUGAGAGUUCCUGUUUAAUAUAUGUAUGGAAAAAAGGACGUUUAAUUAUGAACUAGUUGUCUUGACCCCCACGCAUUAGGGUUUCAUUGAUUUAAUU